Molecule: messenger RNA, 3390 nt
Organism: Polistes dominula (European paper wasp)
Lineage: Eukaryota; Metazoa; Arthropoda; Insecta; Hymenoptera; Vespidae
Biological process (GO): DNA integration
Molecular function (GO): nucleic acid binding
Source: RefSeq, a predicted model, not a curated record
AUGCAAUCGCAGACGGAAAACUACUCAGUUGAACUAAAGUUCUUACUUCUACCCAGUAUAACAAAUAUUUCGCCAUCACAACCGAUACCUCCGGAAGAAUUAGUAAUACCUGCAAAUAUCCGUUUAGCUGAUACCGGUUUCGAUAAACCUUCGAAAAUAGACGCGAUUCUCGGCAUGCCCAUUUUCUGUGCUUUAUGGCACGCCGGACAGAUUGUUCAAAUCAAUGAUUCAAUAUCUUUGCAAAAUUCACGAUUAGGUUGGAUCGCAGUAACGACCGCAAAUAUGCAUUUGCCACGAAGCGUAAAAUGCCAUACCGCUCUUAUAGGAUUGCAAGAACAAUUAGAAAAGUUUUGGCGCAUUGAGCAAACGCCAGAAAGGAAAAUCAGAUCUCAGGAGGAGGAGUAUUGCGAAGCGCACUAUGCAAAUAAUACGCGCCGUGAUUCAUCGGGUAGAUAUAUAGUAAGACUACCACUCAGGGAAAACGCAAAUCAAUUAGGGGAUUCAUACGUUAAUGCACUAAAAAGAUUUCAUGUGCUCGAACGUUCGUUAGCGCGUAAACCGGGGGUACGCGAAGAGUAUGCUAAAUUUUUAUCCGAAUACGAGGAUUUGGGGCAUAUGGAAAGGAUCGAAGAGCCUUCCCGUACAGAAGGUUAUUACUUGCCACAUCAUGCCGUAACUAAACAAUCGAGUAUAACAACCAAGCUGCGGGUGGUUUUCGAUGCAUCCGCGAAAUCGAGUAGCGGUCUGUCAUUAAAUGAUAUCUUAAUGGUCGGCCCAACGAUUCAGGAGGACUUAUUCACUAUUCUCUUAAGAUUUCGGUCACAUGCAUUCGCGCUUACUGCAGACAUAGCCAAGAUGUAUCGGCAAGUAACAAUGGAUCCGCGUGAUCGUAUUUAUCAGAAUAUUCUUUGGCGUCGAGGAUUAAAUGAACCAGUCCAAACGUACCGACUCAAAACAGUAACAUAUGGCACAGCAACCGCGUCUUUUUUAGCGACUCGCACGCUACAUCAACUUGCUAACGACGAAUUAAGACAACACCCAAGGGCAUCCAUUAUCUUAAAGGAAGAUUUCUAUGUCGACGACCUAUUAACGGGAGCCCAUACGAUAGACGAGGCUAGACAAAUUCGCGACGAGCUCAUAGCGGUGACAAAUAAGGCAGGCAUGCAACUAAGACAAUGGGCUUCAAACAGCAUUGAAGUAUUAAAGGGUUUAGGUAAUAAAAGGGAUAACACGUUUAUAAGCCUAGACAUAUCCGCUACGAUAAAAACAUUAGGAGUACAGUGGAAUGCCAUGCAGGAUAUUAUAGUGUAUUCAGUAAWACAUUAUGACAAUCCCACUAAAAUCACCAAGCGCAGUAUAUUGUCAGAGAUUGCACAAAUAUUCGACCCAUUGGGGCUAUUGGGGCCCGUUAUAAUUAAAGCCAAAAUGAUGAUGCAGGAACUAUGGCAGAUAAAAUCGUCAUGGGAUCAAGAAGUUCCUGACGAUAUAGGUAGGACUUGGAAAGCAUUUCGUCAAAGCUUGCAUGAAUUAGAGCAAGUGGCACCUCUCAAGACACAAUCGCUUCCGCGUUUGGAAUUGUGUGGCGCGGUAUUGCUGUCGCGCCUAUACAUAGCCACUAAGAACGCGCUGCGAAGAAUCAAAUUUCGUCGUUCAGUGUUUUGGUCGGAUUCAGCAAUAGGUUUGCAUUGGCUCAAUACACCACCACAUUUACUAAAAACGUUUGUAGCGCAUCGAGUAACAGAGAUUCUGGAAAAUACCGCUCCAGAGCAAUGGCGGCACGUAGCAUCUGAAUAUAACCCGGCUGAUUUGAUAUCGCGCGGCGUAACGCCGACCGAGUUCAUUAAAAACGAAAUGUGGAAAGCAGGACCUUCGUGGCUAAUUCAACCAGAAUCAUACUGGCCACAGCACAUAGUGGAAAAAGUAGAAAUACCCGAUAUGAGAAAAUUCGUGGCGGUCGCGACGUCCGAUGAGCCGUUCGAUUUAUAUAGGCGAUAUUYCUCAUUCCGAAAGUUAAAGCGCAUAGUAGCUUACUGCAUCAGAUUCGCACAGAAUGCAAGAGAGUCUUACAUAAACAGGGUUGCCGGUGAAUUAACAGCAAAUGAAUUAAAAAACGCGGAAACAAUCAUAGUCAAAUCCGUGCAGAGAGAAGCAUUUUUUGAAAUAAUCAAGCAAAUACAAUCUGGAAAGGAUAUUCGCAAUUCGAUAGUAGCCCUCAGCCCAUUCAUUGAUAAUCAAGGAAUUCUAAGAGUUGGCGGGAGAUUAAGCAAGAGUAAUCUACCAUAUGAUCAAAGACAUGCGGCAUUAUUACUAAAGAUACAUAUUAUUACUGAACUUAUUAUACGUGAAAGGCAUGAGAAAAUUUAUCAUGGCGGAACACAGGCCACGCCUAAUGCCGUUCGCGAAAGUUUUUGGCCUAUCAACGGUCGAGCAGAAGUAAAGCGCGUAAUAAGCAAGUGUACCGUUUGUCGGCGUAUGAGACCAAUCAUGCUUAAUUACAAAAUGAGCGAUUUACCAGCAAGUCGGUUACAACCAAAUCGGCCAUUCCUCCACACCGGGGUCGACUUUUGUGGACCAAUAUUCAUAAAGGAAAGGCAGCAUCGGAAUCGCGGACGAAUCAAAGUAUAUGUAGCAGUUUACGUCUGUUUCACCACAAAGGCGGUGCAUUUAGAGAUAGUAAGCGAUUUGACGACAGAUUCAUUUUUAGCUUCAUUAAGAAGGUUUAUGUCUCGCAGGGGGAAAUGUUCUGAUAUUUAUUCAGACAAUGCAACAAAUUUUUUGGGCGCGGCAAACGAAAUACAGUCACGCGUUUCUCGAAAGUUGUCCAACGACGGUAUUAGGUGGCAUUUUAUUCCUCCUAGAUCACCUCAUUUCGGAGGUCUCUGGGAGGCUGCAGUAAAAUCCUUUAAGCAUCAUUUAACUCGAGUGAUUGGAGAGACAUUACUCACCUACGAAGCAUUGCUAACGUAUGUUUUAGAAAUAGAGGCCAUCCUCAAUUCUCGCCCUCUCACCCCUUUAUCCAAUAAUCCAAAUGACCUACGCGCUCUCACUCCUGGACACUUCUUGAUAGGUGACUCGUUGAUAAGUUUGCCAGAUCACGAUUUCAGGAAUAUACCAUGCGGCCGGUUGUCGCAAUGGGAGUAUUUGAAUAAGCAAACGGUGCGUAAAAAAUGGCACAAGGACGCGACGGAUAACAUAAGGAUUGGCACACUAGYUAUUCUGAGGGAAGACAAUGCUCCUCCUCUUAGGUGGCCAUUGGGUSGAGUGACGGAGCUACAUACUGGUCCUGACGGCAUAACGCGUGUGGUAACGCUAAAAACGGCUAAUGGAAAAUUAAAGCGAAGUGUCAAACAAGUAGCACCAUUACUUAAUGACACUGAAACUCUUAAUUAA